This is a messenger RNA of Williopsis jadinii, 1158 nucleotides long. RefSeq lists its product as uncharacterized. Gene Ontology annotation, cellular component: intracellular membrane-bounded organelle; cytoplasm; membrane. The record is from RefSeq and is a predicted model, not a curated record. The transcript has a single exon. The coding region runs from base 1 to 1158 and encodes 385 amino acids. Lineage: Eukaryota; Fungi; Ascomycota; Saccharomycetes; Phaffomycetales; Wickerhamomycetaceae. Gene Ontology annotation, biological process: sphingosine biosynthetic process.
AUGGAUCAGGACGUUGUGAAGUUCGUGAUGCAAAAGAGCUAUUCAGGAACGUCACCUUAUAAACGUGUGAUGGUGAUACUGAAUCCACACGGUGGCCAAGGUAAGGCAAUAGAUCUCUUCAUGACGAGGGCCAAGCCCAUCCUGGACGCUGCCGGCUGUGCUGUUGACAUCUGUAAGACUGAGAAGUACAGACACGCUGUGGAGAUUGUAGAAACCAUGGACGUUUCGAAAUACGACGUUAUUGCGUGUGCCUCCGGUGAUGGUAUCCCCCAUGAGGUGUUCAACGGGCUUUACAGACGUGCUGACCGUGCCCAUGCGCUGGACUCCAUCGCAGUGACCCAAUUGCCCUGUGGCUCGGGUAAUGCCAUGUCAGAAUCGUGCCACGGGACAGGCGAGGCCUCCCAGGCUGCCAUAUCGCUUGUCAAGUCACAUGUGGUCAAUAUUGACCUGAUGGCUGUGACACAGCAGGGGAAGACAACGGUGUCAUUCCUGUCACAGACCAUGGGUGUUAUCGCAGACGCAGAUAUCAAGACAGAGGCUCUACGGUUCCUCGGAGCCGUGAGAUUCGACAUCGGCGUGGCAUAUGGAGUGUUUGCAGGGCACAAGUAUCCCUGUGAACUCGCUGUGAAAUACGCUGCGAAGUCAAAGACCGAGGUUCGUGAUUAUUUCGACCGUCACGUUGCCAAACUGGACGAUAAGACAUCCAAAAUCACUGAAGAGACUUUGACGUUGAAGUACAACGCCGACUCUCCCAUCCCAGAUGACUGGGAAAGACUGGAAAGAGACUUCUGCGACAACAUCGAAGUGUUUUACACCGGAAAGAUGCCCUACAUCUCGCACGACGUCAAUUUCUUCCCUGCAGCACUGCCGAACGACGGGUCGUUCGACCUGAUCAUGAUGGACUCGCGCACCCCAAUCACAAGACAGACGCCGAUCCUACUAAGCCUGGACUCUGGUAAACACGUCCAUGCACCUGAAGUGCAACAUGCAAAGGUUCUAGCGUACCGGUUGACUCCAAAAUUCACAGGCGGACUACUCUCAAUCGACGGCGAGAGGUUCCCGUUCGAGGAGACACAGGUCGAAGUGCUCCCGGGGGCAGCAAAGACUCUGAUGAAGAAUGGCAUAUUCAGACCAGACAGAGCACUCAACGAGAUUUAG